Messenger RNA from Ctenopharyngodon idella (grass carp), 8634 nucleotides. RefSeq names its product G protein-coupled receptor kinase 7a (gene grk7a). Bases 2342 to 3991 code for a protein of 549 amino acids. The record is from RefSeq and is a predicted model, not a curated record. Gene Ontology annotation, biological process: protein phosphorylation; signal transduction; regulation of signal transduction. Gene Ontology annotation, molecular function: ATP binding; rhodopsin kinase activity. Gene Ontology annotation, cellular component: cytoplasm. NCBI's taxonomy places the organism in Eukaryota, Metazoa, Chordata, Actinopteri, Cypriniformes, Xenocyprididae. The transcript has 4 exons.
UUGGUUGAACUAUCCCUUUAACUGCAUAUACUUGGCUGAUGUUCAACAUGACCUAGAAAGUUUGACUGAGCAGCUUUAACGUCUCAGUGUAUGUGAAUGAGACCCCCUCCUACCAUUCUGUUUUAGAAGCAUAAGACACUUUUGGUAUGGAUUAACUCAUAUUAGCUUAGCUUUAGCGGACUGAAUUAGCUUAUACUGAUGCGCACAGCCUUAUUAGAUACAGAGAUCUCUCACAAACAGUAGGUGAACUGUGUAAUUCUGUUACUACAUGACCCCUGACUGGACCAUACAAAGUCCAUGUCAAGAUGGCAUAACUGUAACUAAUAUGGUCCAUCUUGUUCCAUGAGUCUUGCUUUUACAUAGUAUAUUUAUGCUUUUGUGUAUACUUUAUCUAGUUUCAAUCAUUUUUUAUCUUUAUUUUAUUUAUUAUAAAACGGUUAGUUCCUGUCCUUAAUUCUGAUUGGUCAAUAGCUGUGUUUUAUUCACGAUAAAACACCCUUAGCAACCACUCUUAGCAACGUAAACUGUUUGUUCUCAGUUGAUAUUGUUCAUUGAAGCGUUCUGUAUUAUGUAGAACUAGAAGAGUAUUGUGAGAAAGAGAUCAAUUGAGCGAGUUUAUUACCUGCAUUCAGAUUUAGCAUUUUCCGUCAGGUCAGUCGUAUGUUCAUAAUAAAAAAUCUGUUUAAAUGUCCGAUGUAUUAUCUUGUCCUUUUAACAGUUAAGGGGUAUUCCGUGACUGACAGUGCUAGUCAAAGCAUUUGUCAGUUGCGUCUUGUUCCGUGUUAACAACAAUUCAAUCUUUUCAAUGUAAAAGUCUUCACUACUGACUGACACACUCAUAAAGACAGUUUUUGCCGCCAUCUAAUGGCGUAAUAACGUAACUUCUGUUGCGGUUCAUAGUCAGGGACUAUUUUUUCCAGCAGAAGGAAGGCUUUUAGUAAAAGUUUACUUCAUGAAAGUUGCAUUGAUACAUAUUUUUGGCUUUAAUAUUUGUAUUGUGUGGUAACCGUUUUAUAAAAGCAAUAAGGUACUCGAGACUAGUGCUGUAUCAUAAAUAAGUCACGGCUAAAGGGGUUGCAGGCACUCCUCUUUGCAACUUAUUCGCGAUACAGCAGAGCCUCUCGUACCUUAUUGCUUACAUAAAUGACAUUAGUUUGAGAUAUGAUGUGAGGGACAGUUUGUGGAAUUAAAUUAUUUUAAAUGGUCACCUGGAGAAAAGUGGGUGGUCUGCUCUCAGUAUUUCACACAGUACACAGCACAGUACAAUGAAGGCAUUAGGUAAUGCUCAUUAAAGCAGGUCAAAGAGAGACUGGCACACUGCAGAAAUGAGGCCAGUGCAGCAGAGUGCCACCCAUGAAGGUAAGAAGUUUGAAUUUACAAAUGUAAUUUUAACAAAGCAUCAUCAGAACCUGAAUUUACCUAGCAAGACCACGAGAUGAGCAAGACAAACUGUGGACAAAUAAUGAGAUUAUUAUUAUUAACAAGAUUAUUGUUACCUUUUUCAUGCAUUCAAAGUGCAUCACUACAUCAUAUUAUGCAUUUAUAUUGACAAAUGGUGCCACACUAGUGAGCAUAUAUAAAUUGUGAUAGCUCAGGAUGAAUCCCUGAGUACUGCAGUAAAGACAGAAAGCAUUAGGUAGGAACAUACUGACACACUUUAUGACUGUCUUAGAGCAGUUCUGUAACCUUUUGCAUCAUUUAACUAAAUGCUAAAUAUGAAUAUGCUAAAUUAAAACCCAACAGCUAACAAUUAAAAUCAGCAAGUAAAAUAAUCAUAUGAUCAAUUGUAUGAGCAGAUGGACUUUAGCCCCUUUUUUGGUAUUUGGUGCUGCAAUAGCACAUUAGCCAUUGGCCUAUAAACAACAGGAGAAAGUUUUAAUGUGUCCUGCUAGCCUCAGCAUUUUGUACACUCCAUGCUGAGCUGUUAGCUCCCACAUUUUUGCUCCUCUCAUCGUAUCACCAUUUAUGUUUAGACAACAGAGCCCGAUGGCCAUCCGUUGACUAGCGCUCUGCAUCUGUCUAAAUAUAGUCAGCCCUAAAGCUUCUUAGUGGGAGAACCCUCUUAUAAGUUCCUUUCCUUGAAUAGUAGCUGAGUAUAGGCUACACAAAUAUACUUAAGUGAAAAUCCCUUGCAGGUAUUUAAUUCUAAAUGAGUAAUUACUGGGUUGUCAGUGUGUCUUGGUCUGCAGGUGCGCGUAUCUUAGUGGCUCAUUCGCGCCUUGGCUUCAAAGCGAGUAGCACACAAACUCACUGACCACUGGCAGUAGCAUCUUCUAGCCUGAUAAAGCAGUGUGCGGAGCUUCCAUUUCUCUUAGGCGUGUAACCUGACACAGCCGCCAACAUGUGUGACAUGGGGGGACUUGAUAAUUUGGUGGCCAACACGGCCUACCUGAAAGCCCAAGGGGGUGAUGACAAGGAGAUGAAGAAACGUCGCCGAAGUCUAUCUCUGCCCAAGGCGGAACAAUGUGUGGCACUCAGGACGAGUCUGGACAAGGACUUCGAGUCCCUUUGUGAACAGCAACCUAUUGGUAAGAAGUUGUUCCGCCAGUACCUCGAUCAAGCGGGGCCAGAGUCCUCCACUGCUGCAGAAUUUAUGGAUGAUCUGAACGAUUGGGAAUUGUCAGAGGCUGCUGCCAGAGACAAGGCCCGUACAAAUAUCAUCAACAAGUACUGCAAAGAUGGUUCCAAGAGCUCCCUCACCUUCCUGACUGGAGAUGUAGCAACCAAGUGCAAGGCGGUUACUGACAAAGAUUUCGAGGAGGUGAUGGCACAGGUGAAGGUGGCCACCAAAGAGUACUUCAAAGGCAAGCCGUUUACAGAUUACCAGACAAGCCAAUUCUUCGACAAGUUUCUGCAGUGGAAAGAGUAUGAGAAACAGCCAAUCACGGAGAAGUACUUCUACGAAUUCAGGACUCUCGGAAAGGGUGGUUUCGGAGAGGUGUGUGCAGUGCAGGUGAAGAACACCGGCCAGAUGUAUGCUUGCAAGAAGCUCUGCAAGAAGCGUCUCAAGAAGAAACAUGGUGAGAAAAUGGCCCUGCUGGAGAAGAAGAUCUUGGAGAGGGUCAACAGCCUGUUCAUUGUGAGCCUGGCAUAUGCUUACGACACCAAAACCCAUCUCUGCCUGGUCAUGAGCUUGAUGAAUGGAGGUGAUCUCAAGUAUCACAUCUAUAACAUUGGUGAGAAGGGUAUCGAAAUGGAUCGGAUCAUCUAUUAUACAGCUCAGAUUACAACUGGGAUCCUGCAACUGCAUGCCAUGGACAUUGUGUACCGUGACAUGAAGCCGGAGAACGUGCUUUUGGAUAGCCAGGGCCAGUGCCGUCUUUCAGAUCUUGGUCUUGCUGUGGAGAUUCCUGAUGGAAAGACCAUCACCCAAAAGGCUGGAACGGGUGCAUAUAUGGCACCUGAAAUCCUCACUGAUACCCCAUACAGGACAUCAGUGGACUGGUGGGCCCUGGGCUGCAGUAUCUAUGAAAUGGUGGCUGGUUACACCCCCUUCAAAGGCCCUGAAGCCAAGAAGGAGAAGGUGGAGAAGGAGGAGGUACAGAGGCGCAUCAUCAAUGAGGAACCCAAGUUUGAACACAAGAACUUUGACGCUGCCACCAUAGACAUCAUCAAGCAGUUCCUCAAGAAAAAGAUUGAUGAACGUCUUGGCUGCAAGGGUGAUGAUCCAAGGAAGCACGAGUGGUUCAAAUCCAUCAACUUUGCUCGAUUGGAGGCCGGCCUUAUCGAUCCACCCUGGGUGCCCAAACCCAACGUUGUCUAUGCAAAGGAUACAGGUGACAUUGCUGAGUUCUCUGAAAUCAAGGGUAUUGAGUUUGAUGCGAAGGAUGAUAAAUUCUUCAAGGAGUUUAGCACAGGUGCUGUGUCCAUUGCCUGGCAAAAGGAGAUGAUUGACACAGGACUCUUUGAUGAGCUCAACGACCCCAACCGGAAAGAAUCAUCCGGUGGUUCAGAUGAUGAUAAGAAAUCUGGCACUUGCACGCUUCUGUGAGAGACCAAUCCAGCCACUCAGCCCAGAAUUCACCAGUAAAUGCUUAAGUGGCAUCACUAAUAUGAUUGAAACUGUGCUCUGUGUCGAAGAAGAGUGAAGCAUGCCUGGAAAGAGAUGGGACAUUAGUUCUUUGUAGCAUAGAAGGACACUCUUAUUGCUUCAUCAGCACAGAAACAUGGUCUGAGAAACACUCUAGACCAUUCAUGAUGUGGUGGACUGAGCUUUGGACCAGUCAGGGAAGUUUUUCUCUGGAGUUCCUUUAUGUCUCGUGAAGUAGUCAACCUCCUAUCCAACAGGGGGCGCAAGUUAAAGUACUAUUCCCUAUUGAGAAGAUGCUAGAAGAGUAGAGGACUACAGGCCACCUAAAGAGACUUUUAAGAUUAUUAUGUAACUAUAGCGACUCGAUGUAAUCAACAGCAGUUUGUGAUCAGAAGGCAGAGAUGUGUGGAUAUGCAAAAAAUAGUCAUCCUCCAAAAGAAGUGACUUGCGUUCCAAACAUCUCCUGCCUUGCCAAAUCACAAUUUAUUUGUGGAUUAGUUCACGGUGUACUAGUACACAGUUGGCAUCUAUUGUAUACAUACCAUAAGACUAUAAGAGGCUACUGAAGACCAGGCCCAGAUGGAAUCUGCAGAAUUCUUUCUCAUUUUUGAAUUCAGAAUUCUGUGGAAUGUACUAAAAUUAAAUUUGGCAAAAUUGUGGGGACGGUGGAGCCUAUUCCAGCGUCUCCAACCAUAGGCAGGGUAAUACCCUGAACAGAUGGCUGGUCCAUCACAGAUUAGCCAAAAUAUUUAACAAAAUAAAUGUGAAGGAUGCAAACAUUUUGUUAAUGAUGAGCAUUCCAAUUCUGCGGAAAUCUGGGAAGCAUUCCAUGCACACGGAUUCUGUGUGGGCCUGCCUGUGACACGGGUAAACAGCUACAUGCUAACAAAAGUGCAUUUGAAUGAAUUGUGUAAUUGUCCAACAGAGCUCAAAUGAUCUCUGUAGAAAGUCUCGCACAAAUUGUUAACACAUGCUUGUGAUCUUUGAUAGCAGGCCAUUUCGUAUUUCACCUAGAUUUUUAAAUGAUUUGUGUGUAUAAAUAUGUACAUAUAAAUAUGAAUGAAUAAAUCAAUAUAUAUACAUAUAUAUUAAUAGCUCUGAAAUUAAAUCAAAUCAGAGCUUGAUUUCUUAGCAUUUAAAGGUAACAAUUCCUUUUGUGGUUUGUUACUUUUUUACCGCUCUGAUAUUAUGGGAUAGAUGUACACAGAAGACAGCUUUCCUUGACAGGAAAGUUCAGCUGAAAGAGUUCAAUCCUCAAGGGCACAAAGAGAGAGCUUUGGCACGGAUACGUCUACUCAAUCCUCACUAGUUGUGUUACAUAAUCAAGGUGGAGCUUGUGCCCCCCUUACAGUCUUCAUUUGUUUUGCUUUUAUAAUGCUGAGCAAGAGCAAAAGAAAACUUGUUAUUGUAAAAAUCACAGUAUGUGACAUAAAAUGGACCAAACUACCUGUUUUCAAAUGAAUUAUUUGUUCUGUCUCUUUGCCGGUGUUCAGUUUUUACUUUUUGUCAGGUAAGUAAUGAUUAAAUGUAAUUGUAUAUAAGGUUUGAGAAUGAUUAUGAAUAGAAAUGUCAGAUAUUCAAAAUGGGUCAAUAAAAUGUCUCUUUCUUUUACAGAUUUUUUUCUGAGCUUUUCCCCCUAUAAUGCUGGUGCUUGGCGCUAAUCAGUAAACAUCUACUACGCUGGCACUAAUCAAAUCAGUAAAUUUAGGGCAAGAGUCACAGUUCACUGGCGGAGGUUAGUCUUCCAUUAUUUCAAGUUUGAAUGUUUCCUUGUUCCUGAGAUAAUUAAAAUUGAAUCUUAAUCUUAAUCUCACACAUAUUGCUUGAUGAAAAUCUAACCGCAUGUUGGUGCAUGUUAAAAAAAUCUAAAUCUAAAAAUAUGUCCCAGAUUAAGGAGUCAAAUCACAGACUGCCUGAAGAGUUCUGGGCUGAAUUCAGUACACCACACUUAUCUUGUAAAGCGAUAAUCUGGCUUACACUCACGUACUUAAAUCAACCUCUAAUCCUUGCAACCUCCAGUCUGAUUUGCUGAACCAAGAUAAGUCACACUCACCAGACUCUUACCAAUUUAUGAUUUCCGUUGAGAUCAUAGAAUACCAGUCUGGUUCAGAAUCAGCACACAUGAAGGGGUCUUCUUCCUGCAUUCAAAGACUGUUAUAUCACUCCUGAGCUUUAUUAUGCAAUGUACAUGUAGAAAUGAUGUGCAUCAUAUAGUUAAUACGUGCUCUGCUUAUGACUGAGUUUUAAUGGAGAGUACAAUAUUAAGUUAGAAAUUAGGUGGAAUUCUCCAGGUGGCAAAGGUAAAGACCCUGUUAAGCCAAACAGAUCCUCCUCCUCCUUAUGUGAACCAAUAUCCACUAAUGCUGAAAAUGAGCUUAUGUGUGGAAGAAGUGUUAGUGAGAGUGUCAGGCAAAAGUGAUUGCUAUGUGUUAUCAAAACAUGUUGUAGUGUCCUUGACGUGUUUGUCAGUAGCCAGGAGUUUUUAAACUUUUUAAUACCAAAGGCCCCAAAAUAUGAUGAUCCCUUAUUUUAUUUCCUAAAAUAUAAUAGCAGCUAUAUAUUUUAAUUAAUAAAGAACCUUUAAUUAAAUAUCAGGCAACAUAUGUUUCCAAAAUUAAAUAACUGGCUUCUAUUUGUAUUUAUAUAUAUAUAUUUUUUGUAUUAAUUUUAUAUUAUUUGUGUAUUGUCACAGGCCAAAACAAAUUAUUAAAAUAUUAUCUGGAGAAUAUUUACUUAUAAAGUAAGAAGUGUAUUUUUUUGUAUGUUAUAUGUAUAGACUUAAAAUACAAACCAGAUCUGUUUUUAUUUUCAUUUCUUACUGUUUAAAACUAGGACUGUCAAUAGAAUGCAACAAUAUAUAUAUAUAUAUAUAUAUAUAUAUAUAUAUAUAUAUAUAAUUACAGUAUCUCACAAAAGUGAGUACACCCCUCACAUUUCAGCAACCAUUUUAGUAUAUCUUCUCAAGGGACAAUACUAUAGAAAUGAAACUUGGAUAUAUUUUAGAGUAGUCAAUGUGCAGCUUGUAUAGCAGUAUAGAUUUACUGUCCUUUGAAAGUAACUUAACAUACAGCCAUUAUUGUCAAAAUAGCUGGCAACAAAAGUGAGUACACCCUAAGUGAUAACAGUUGUAUGUUGUUUAACCAUGCAAAGCCACAUGUCCUAUUCAUCAUGUUCAUGUUUUUGUCUGCUUGAUAGGACAAUACAAAUUUGUGUGUCUUGUAUUAGAGCAGUUAAAAUUUGGUGCUUUGAGUACAAUCCUCUCAUACUGAUCACUGGAUGUUCAACAUGGCACCUCAUGGCAAAGAACUCUCUGAGGAUUUGAGAAUUAGAAUUGUUGUUCUCCACAAAGAUGGCCUAGGCUAUAAGAAGAUCGAUAACACCAUGAAACUGAGUUACAGCACAGUGGCCAGGGUCAUAGAGAGAGGUUUUCCAAGACGGGUUCCACUCGGAACAGGUCAAAGAAGUUGAGUCCUCGUGCUGUGCGUCAGGUGCAGAAGCGGGCUUCAAAAAACAGACGCAUGAGUGCUGCCAGCAUUGCUUUAGCGGUUGCAGAAGCGGAAGGUCAGCUUGUCAGUGCUCAGACCAUACGCCGCACACUGCAACAAGUCGGUUUGCAUGGCCGUCGUCCCAGAAGGAAGCUUCUUCUGAAGCUGGCUCACAAGAAAGCCCGCGAACAGUUUGCUGAAGACAACCUGUCCAAGAGCAUGAAUUACUGGAACCAUGUCCUGUGGUCUGAUGAAACUAAGAUAAACUUGUUUGGCUCAGAUGGUGUCCAGCAUGUGUGGCGACGCCCUGGUGAGGAGUACCAAGAAGAUUGUGUCUUGCCUACAGUCAAGCAUGGUGGUGGUAGCAUCAUGGUCUUGGGCUGCAUGAUUGCUGCUGGUACUGGGGAACUGUGCUUCAUUGAGGGAAACAUGGAUUCCAACAUGUAAUGUGACAUUCUGAAGCAGAACAUGAUGCCCUCCCUUCAGAAACUGGGCUGAAUGGCAUGAUAAUGACCCCAAACACACCACCAAGAUGACAACUGCCUUGCUGAGGAAGCUGAAGGUGAAGGUGAUGGAGUGGCCAAGUAUGUCUCCAGACCUGAACCCUAUUGAGCACCUGUGGGGCAUCCUCAAGCGGAAGGUGGAGAAGCGCCAUGUGUCUAACAUCCAGCAGCUCCGUGAUGUCAUUAUGGAGAAGUGGAAGAGGAUCCCAGCAACAACCUGUGCAGCUCUGGUGAAUUCCAUACCCAGGAGGAUUAAGGCAGUGCUAGAUAACAAUGGUGCUCACAUAAAAUAUUGACACUUUGGACACAGUUUUGACAUGUUCACUUAGGGUGUACUCAUUUUUGUUGCCAGUUAUUUAGACAAUCAUGGCUGUAUGUUGAGUUAAUUUCAGAGGACAGUAAAUCUGUACUGCUAUACAAGCUGCACAUUGUCUACUCUAAGGUAUAUCCAAUUAUCAUUUCAAUAGUAUUGUCCCUUGAAAACAUAUAACAAAAUUGUUGCUGAAAUGUGAGAUACUUCUUUUGUGAGAUACUGUAUUAUAUAUAUAUAUAUUAUAUAUAUAUAUAUAUAUAUAUAUAUAUAUAUAUAUAUAUAUAUAUAUAUAUAUAUAUAUAA